AUGCAAAAAAAUACACAAGUUCAAAAAAGUCGAAAACCGUACGAAGAAAUCGGAGCAAUUUUCAACGGAAAUGAGGUAAAGAUUAGAGUACCAAAAAGCACCUCGAAGCCUCCGAAAUUGACUCCAUCCCAGCUCAAGCUGCAGCAACAUUGCACAUGUGACGAUGACCGCUCCAUCUGCUCGGAGACUUGCGGGUACCCUGAGCAAAUAGGAGGGGAAGGCCGACAGGGACACUUGGUUAAUGUUCAGGUGCCAGAUGACAUUUGUGAGUCUCUCACACAUCGGACGGCUCUCAACUCCGAAUUGGUUUACAACAUUACUGAGGGUCACGACCCUAUGUGUAACGUGUGUAACGUCACGCCCAAGGACGCGCCAAAGGGUGUGCAAGCGCAAAAGGUCCUUCACCCAGACAAGGACGUGUUCAUUCUGAAGAUUGGCAAGCAGACUGAUGAGCCGAAUCGCACUGGAAAUAUAGAGGUAGCCAAUUCUCAUGAGCUCGAUUACUCUAUUUUUGGUCUCGUGAUACUUUGGUACAUCCAUAACAAUUUCUGGUGGUGCAAGAAU
Messenger RNA from Iphiclides podalirius (scarce swallowtail), 564 nucleotides. Lineage: Eukaryota; Metazoa; Arthropoda; Insecta; Lepidoptera; Papilionidae. The record is from the annotation of a GenBank genome assembly.